AUGCCCCCACAAUACAGUGGCGAUGACUACGUUCGUUGCAUGAUCGAAGGAGACGAUGCUCUAUGGUGCACCGCUUGGAACAUUAUCAAACCAAAUCGAUCGAAUCCCAUCUGGAAUGUCAUUGAACGAUAUUCCAACGACACAAAGAAGCAUUACAGACACGAUCUUGUCCAGUCAAGUACUUGCAUCAAAUGGUGCUUGAAGGAACUCGAAGGACUCGACGAAGAAUAUUUAAAAUCACUGGAUGAACCUGAAUUUGAAUUCCAUGGCGAUUACAAAAUCGACGAUACAAUUUUCUACAAUUCGAGCCAAUAUAAGGAAAAGUACGACACUGUGGUGCAACGAUGCAGAAAUAAAUAUUUUACAGAAACUUAUGGAUUGCGAGCACAUACUGGAAUCGUUUAUUGCUAUUCUCCAUUGGAAGAUAGGAGUCCUGAUUCUCUUGAUUGGGCUUUUGUCGUUGUUUUCUUGAUCAUCAUUGGCAUUUUAACAUUCGGAUCCCUCUUGGAUUGUUAUUUAAAUAAAGAGCAUGUCAGAGAACAUUUUGAAGCUCCAAUCAAUAAAUAUUCCCUUGGUACGAGAUUGGCUCUCGCUUUCUCCAUUCCCCGUAACUGGUAUCGUCUUCAUGCGCGUCCCAAGACACAAAUGGCUCGCGAUUUACGUUACAUCCAAGGUCUCCGUUUCACCACAAUCUUCUUGGUAGUUUACGGACACGCCAUUAUCGUCUACGGAUUCUCUCCCGUAUCAAAUACUGAGUUUAUUGAGGAGCAAUAUUACCACUUUUGGGACAUGAUUGCUGUGAACGGCAUGAAUAUCGUACAAACUUUCUUCGCCAUCGGCGGUUUCUUGAUGGGUGUGCAAUUUUUCGACUUGACAGCUAAGCGUAAAUUCAAUUUCGGCUACUUUUGGGUUGCAAUGAUCUAUCGUUAUGUUCGUCUGACGCCCGUUUAUGCCCUUGUCUUGUUCUACGAUGCCACGUGGUUGUACAAAUCCGACAUGGGUCCAUUCUGGAAAACCACGACAGAGACAGAGAAGAGUUUCUGUCGUCGAAAUUGGUGGACGAACAUGUUGUACAUCAAUAACUACGUCAAUCCAUCGCAAAUGUGUAUGACACAAUCGUGGUAUUUGGCUGCUGACUUCCAGUUAUUCGCCGUUGGAUUACUUGUCAUGAUGGCAAUGUGGCGUUUCCCAAGAGUCAAGAAUCAAAUCCUUUACUUUUGCUUGUUUGUGUCUUACUUGAUUCCCGCUGUCAUUACAUACGUGAAGAAAUACGAUGGAGUCUUUUCGUUGUCGCCGCAUGAUAAAAAAUUCAUCUUUCAUCCGAUUGCUGAUGGUUUCAUCAACUAUUACAUCCCGGCUCACACGAAUGCUGGCAACUACUUUGCUGGACUCGGCAUGGCAAUGUUGUAUAAUAAUUACAAGAAAAAUCGCGUUGAUAUCACGAAAUACAAAUCCUUCGUAUUUGCUUUCUACGCCAUUUUCCCCAUUGGAUUGGUAGCCUUCUUGUCUGCCUGGCUCUUCUACAACUGGGAAUGGGAGAAACCGGCUAUCUGGAUUGCUAUCUUCGCGGCCUUUGCUAAGAAUAUUUGGGGAAUUUUGGGUGCAUUUUUAAUGUUUGGCUUCAUAGCUGGCAUUGGAGGCAUCAUUAGAAACUUUUUCCAUUUGCCCAUCUUUACGCCAUUGGGUCGCAUUGCUUACUGUAUUUAUUUGAUUCAUUUUGAUGUGUUCCGGUUGCUGAUGGGUGACUUCCGUGCCUUGCCCAGUGUUAGCCAGGAACCGAUUAUACUUCUUACCUGUGGCGGUUUCUUGAUAUCUGUUGGUGUUGCGAUGGUGCUUUGUAUCACGCUCGAGUUCCCCUUCACGGCUCUCCUGAAGGAAUUGACUGGCGGAAAGAUGGAUGAAGUGGAAAAGCCACCACCAACAUCUUCAGAUACCGACAGAGAUACGGACAGCGACAAAAGUAUUACGGUUGAAUUGACAAACGGACGGACGAUGGUUGACGAUGACAAAGAUCACAUCAAUAGCUUAUCUCAUGAAGUUAGACUUUAA
Molecule: messenger RNA, 2049 nt
Organism: Culicoides brevitarsis
Lineage: Eukaryota; Metazoa; Arthropoda; Insecta; Diptera; Ceratopogonidae
Product: nose resistant to fluoxetine protein 6-like
Exons: 5
Coding region: 1-2049 (682 amino acids)
Molecular function (GO): acyltransferase activity, transferring groups other than amino-acyl groups
Source: RefSeq, a predicted model, not a curated record